Messenger RNA from Morchella importuna, 603 nucleotides. RefSeq lists its product as uncharacterized. NCBI's taxonomy places the organism in Eukaryota, Fungi, Ascomycota, Pezizomycetes, Pezizales, Morchellaceae. The coding region runs from base 1 to 603 and encodes 200 amino acids. The transcript has a single exon. The record is from RefSeq and is a predicted model, not a curated record.
AUGACCCUCCGCGGCGGCACCGGCGCCGGCGGGGUCUCCGCUUGGUCCAUCUGCAGCAGCGGUGUCUCCCCCGCUGCUGCUGCUGCUGCCGCCGCCGCCGUACGCCGCUCCUUCUUGCGCUCCUUCCGCGCCGCGCGCUCCUCCGCCGUCUCUACUGUCUCUGCUGUUGUCGCCGCUGCUGCUGCAGUGCGCUCGGCCUUUCGGCGCUUCUUCUCGCUGCGCGAUUUGUCCUUGUCCUUGUCCUUGCUGUCCUCAAAGAUGGGGGCCACCUCAACAUCGACACAGAACGCCACCUUGCGCAGCUUGCCGCCGUCCAGCUCUGUGAUCUUGCAUCGCUCGCGCGUGGGGUCGCGGUUGAGGACCACGCGCUCGCUUGCGAAGACGCCGGCGCGGGCGCUGCGGCCGGGCGUGGAGAGUUUGCGGAGCGUGCUGAUGAGGAAGCCGGGUGGUGGGGGGUUGCCGGGUGGCGAGGUUGUGGUGGCGGUGGGGUCGGAGGCAGAGGUGGAGGAGGCGCUGGAGGAGAACUUGCUGGAGAUGCUGCUGAGCCAGGAGCCGCGGCGGGAGGGCGUGGGGGGAGGGGCGCGGCGGCGGUGGUGUGCGUGA